AUGGGUAACGGUUCUAGUGUAGAAAUACCUGGAGGUGGAAGUGAAGGUUAUCAUGUUUUGCGGGUUCAAGAUAAUUCUCCUGGACAAGCAGCAGGAUUGGAGCCAUUUUUUGAUUAUAUUAUUUGCAUAGGCAAUACCAGGCUGGAUAGAGACGACGACACAAUGAAGGAAAUUCUCAAGCAGCAUGUCGAAAGACCAGUGGAGCUUACAAUUUUCAAUAGUAAAACUCAAACAGUUCGUCAGACCCAAAUAACUCCUUCACAGAUGUGGGGUGGACAGGGUUUAUUGGGAAUUUCAAUACGUUUUUGCUCCUUCGAACAGUGCAGGGCGAACGUAUGGCAUAUUGUAUCAGUGCAGCCAAACUCUCCAGCUUCUAUUGCUGGUCUGGUUGCUAAUAAGGAUUAUGUUCUUGGCGCUGAAUCUGUUUUGAACACGGCGGAAGACCUUUUUGCUCACGUACAAGCGAACGAGGGGAAGCCGAUAAAACUCUAUGUAUAUAAUGUGGAUACCGAUUCUGUCAGAGAAGUUACGCUUACUCCGAACUCAGCAUGGGGUGGGGAAGGUUGUAUUGGAUGUGAUAUCGGUUAUGGAUAUUUGCACAGAAUACCGGUAACGGCAGGGGCGUCACUAAGUGAAAAAACUCCUUUUCUUGCAAAGAGCCCCGGAGAUACUGUUUCUGUUUCGACGGUCCCAACUGUCACAGUUCCUCAACCAGGUUAA
Enterobius vermicularis (human pinworm) is the source of this 720-nucleotide messenger RNA. Lineage: Eukaryota; Metazoa; Nematoda; Chromadorea; Rhabditida; Oxyuridae. The record is from the annotation of a GenBank genome assembly.